UGUGCGUCUCCGUCUCUCUCUCUGGAUAUCUCUUUCUUUGCAAUCAAGCCAGUUCGGGAAAAAAAAGAAGAGAAUCGUCGCCGGAAAAGAAGAAAGCUCUAAUGGAUCCACAGCUCACAGAAGUAUCGCAGCAGUUGGAGAGGUUCAAGGCGGCGUUUGUGAGGAAAGAUUACAAUACCUGCUCUGAUCUCUUGUCUCGUCUUAAGGUUCUUCUGACGAAAUUCACAAGUCUUCCUCCGUUGUUUGAGAAUACUCCAAAUGCUGCUCAGGAGCUCGCCAUUGCUAGGGACAUUUAUGAGCACGCUGUUGUUCUCAGUGUAAAAACUGAGGAUCAAGAUGCUUUUGAGAGAGAUUUCUUCCAGCUCAAACCCUACUAUGUCGAUGCCAGGGAUCGUCUUCCACCGUCUCCACAGGAGAAUCUUAUCCUUGGUCUCAACCUCCUCAGGCUGCUCGUGCAAAACAGAAUUGCUGAAUUCCACACCGAGCUCGAGUUGCUCUCCUCUGCUACACUUGAGAAUCCUUGCAUCAAGCAUGCCGUUGAGCUUGAGCAGUCCUUCAUGGAAGGUGCCUAUAACCGUGUCCUCAGUGCUAGACAGACCGCACCUGAUGCUACUUACGUCUAUUUCAUGGACCUUUUGGCAAAGACCAUUAGAGACGAAAUAGCUGGAUGCAGCGAGAAAGCUUAUGAUUAUGUCUCUAUCAGCGAUGCCCGGCAGAUGUUGCUCUUCUCUUCUGAUCAAGAACUCUUGACCUAUGUCAAUGAGGUAAUACAACAAACA
This is a messenger RNA of Brassica oleracea var. oleracea, 779 nucleotides long. Its product is annotated as 26S proteasome non-ATPase regulatory subunit 8 homolog A-like. The transcript has 4 exons. NCBI's taxonomy places the organism in Eukaryota, Viridiplantae, Streptophyta, Magnoliopsida, Brassicales, Brassicaceae. The record is from RefSeq and is a predicted model, not a curated record. Gene Ontology annotation, biological process: proteasome-mediated ubiquitin-dependent protein catabolic process. Gene Ontology annotation, cellular component: proteasome regulatory particle, lid subcomplex; cytosol; proteasome regulatory particle. The annotation marks the transcript as partial.